This is a messenger RNA of Salvia hispanica, 1148 nucleotides long. Its product is annotated as adenosine kinase 2-like. NCBI's taxonomy places the organism in Eukaryota, Viridiplantae, Streptophyta, Magnoliopsida, Lamiales, Lamiaceae. Gene Ontology annotation, molecular function: adenosine kinase activity. The record is from RefSeq and is a predicted model, not a curated record. Gene Ontology annotation, biological process: purine ribonucleoside salvage; purine nucleobase metabolic process. Gene Ontology annotation, cellular component: cytosol; nucleus.
ACCCUGUGUUGAUCUCUUUUUUUGAAUAUUAAAAUGGAGUACCAUGGAAUCCUCUUAGGAAUGGGCAAUCCACUUCUUGAUAUUUCUGCAGUGGUCGAUCAAGCAUUCCUCGACAAAUAUGGUCUUAAAUCAAAUGAUGCUAUUAUGGCAGAGGACAAGCACUUGCCUAUGUAUGAUGAGAUGGCAUCAAACUAUAAAGUCGACUACAUAGCUGGAGGAGCCACCCAGAAUUCAAUCAGAGUUGCACAGUGGAUGCUUCAAAUUCCAGGUGCAACUACUUUCAUAGGAUCAAUUGGAAAGGACAAAUUUGGGGAGGAAAUGAAGAAAAAAGCAUUACAAUCUGGUGUUAAUGUUUGCUACUAUGAAGAUGAAUCUCCUACUGGUACUUGUGCUGUAUGUGUGAUGGGCCACGGACGGUCACUUGUUGCCAAUUUGUCAGCUGCAAAUUGCUAUAAAAUUGAUCAGUUGAGGAAAGCUGAAAAUUGGGCAUUAGUGGAAAGGGGCAAAUUCUACUAUAUUGCUGGAUUUUUUCUUACUGUUUCACCAGAGUCUAUAAUGCUUGUUGCUGAUCAUGCAGCUUCCAGAAAAAAGGUUUUCAUGAUGAACCUAUCUGCUCCAUUUAUCUGUGAGUUCUUCAAGGAUGUACAAGCGAAAGUAUUCCCGUACAUUGACUAUCUUUUCGGAAACGAGACAGAAGCAAGAACUCUCUCGAAAGUUCACAGAUGGGAGACUGAAAAUGUUGAAGAAAUAGCAUUGAAAAUUUGUGAGUGGCCUAAGGCAUUUGGGACACGAAAAAGAAUUACUGUUAUUACGCAAGGUGCUGAUCCGGUCGUCGUUGCAGAUGAUGGAAAGGUCAAGCUCUUCCCUGUGAUUCGUGUGCCGAAAGAAAAACUCAUUGACACCAAUGGUGCAGGGGAUGCUUUUGUUGGUGGAUUUUUAUCCCAACUGGUUCUAGGGAGACCAAUAGAGGAUUGUGUAAAAGCUGGUUGUUAUGCUGCUAAUGUCAUUAUUCAAAGAUCUGGCUGCACUUACCCAGUGAAACCUGAUUUCAAAUAACAACCAUUUUCCAUUUCUUGGAUUAAUUUUUAUGUUUAACAAACUGAUUCAGCGUUCAUGUUAUAAAAGUUACUAGUAUUUGUUGGUGUUUA